Acanthisitta chloris (rifleman) is the source of this 2082-nucleotide messenger RNA. RefSeq names its product ATP-binding cassette sub-family A member 2-like. NCBI's taxonomy places the organism in Eukaryota, Metazoa, Chordata, Aves, Passeriformes, Acanthisittidae. Gene Ontology annotation, molecular function: ABC-type transporter activity; lipid carrier activity. The transcript is spliced from 16 exons. Gene Ontology annotation, biological process: transmembrane transport; lipid transport. The record is from RefSeq and is a predicted model, not a curated record. Gene Ontology annotation, cellular component: membrane; intracellular membrane-bounded organelle. The annotation marks the transcript as partial.
UGGGUGCUGGCUUUCGAGAUCUUCAUACCCCUGGUGCUCUUCUUCAUCCUCCUGGGGCUGCGGCAGAAGAAGCCGACCAUCCCUGUGAAGGAAGCUUUCUACACGGCAGCCCCGCUCACCUCUGCUGGGAUCCUGCCCGUCAUGCAGUCCCUGUGCCCCGACGGCCAGCGUGAUGAGUUUGGCUUCCUGCAGUACUCCAACUCCACGGUGACGCAGCUCCUGGAGCACCUCAGCGAGGCCGUGGAGCAGAGCAGCCUCUUUGACCCGCAGCACCCAGGGUUGGAGGAGGAGCUGGAAUCGCUUCGCCGGCACAUGGAGGCCCUCAGCAGCCCCGAGACCAGCUCCAUGGAGACUCACUUCAGUAGCCGAGCAGGGUCUGGCUUCACACUGGCAUGGGCAGCCAAGGACCAGGGCGAACUACAGCGCUUCCUCAUGCAGAACCUGUCCCUCCCCAACAGCACGGCCGAGUUGCUCCUGGGCUCCAGCAUCGACCUGCGGGAGGUGUACCGCUUGUUUUUCGGUUCCUUUCCUUUGGUACCUGAUGAGACCCAUGAGCAAGACCUGUGGGAUGGGUUUGACCCCAGCGAGAAGAUGACAUGGCUGGAGGCCCUGGGCCUUGCCAGUGCCGCUGUGGCACCUGCUGCCUCCGACAGCCCCCAGGCCUUCAUCACCGAGAUGGAGGGUGUCCUCUUCACGGGGCCAGUGCUGGAGCAGCUGACCCAUGCUGCCCGCCGGGAACGCUUCGCCCAGCUGGCCACCGAGCUCCGGGAGCAGCUGGACACCCCCAAGAUCAUCAGCAGGCUGAAGCUGGAUGAGGUGAACAGCACGGCCGCCCAGCACCGCCUCCGCACCCUCCUUGAGGACCUGGUGGAGAUGGAGAAGGUUCUCCGCGAUGUGGACAUCCUCUCAGCGCUGGCCAAGCUACUGCCCAGGGGAGCCUGUGCCAGCAAGGCCCCUCCACCCACUGCGAACAGCACCAGCUGGGCCAGUGCCAAUGCCACGGCUGGGAACACCACAGCAGAGGAGGAGGAGAGUGCUGAGGGGAGCACUGCCGGCAGCGACAACCCCCAAGGGCAGUUCUCAGCAUUCGUGCAGCUCUGGGCUGGGCUGCAGCCCAUCCUCUGUGGCAACAACCGGACCAUCGAGCCUGAGGCGCUGAAGCAGGGCAACAUGAGCUCACUGGGCUUCACCAGCAAGGAGCAGCGGAACCUGGGCCUCCUUGUCCAUCUGAUGACCAGCAACCCCAAAAUCCUGUAUGCACCUGUGGGCACUGAAGUGGACAAGGUCAUCCUGAAGGCCAAUGAGACCUUUGCCUUUGUGGGCAAUGUCACCCACUAUGCCAAGGCGUGGCUGAACAUCUCCCCUGAGAUCAGAGCCUACCUAGAGGAGGGCAGGCUGCAGAGGCGCAUCCGCUGGCUUCAGCAGUUUACUGCUGACCUCCACAAGCACCCAGAGGUCCUGAAUGUCUCUGACAGUGAUGUUCUCCACAACUUCCUCAAUGGCAACUUCUCCCUGCCGAAUGCCAGUGUCCUGCUCCAGCAGCUGGACACCAUCGACAAUGCUGCCUGUGGCUGGGUUCGCUUCAUGGCCAAGGUCAGCGUGGACAUCUUCAAAGGCUUCCCCGAUGAGGAGAGCAUUGUCAACUACACACUGAACCAGGCCUACCAGGACAACGUCACUGUCUUUGCCAGCGUCAUCUUCCAGACCAACAGGGAUGGCUCACUGCCCGCCCACGUCAUGUACAAGAUCCGGCAGAACUCCAGUUUCACGGAGAAGACCAAUGAGAUCCGUCGGGCGUACUGGCGGCCUGGCCCCAACACUGGCGGCCGCUUCUACUUCCUGUACGGCUUCGUCUGGAUCCAAGACAUGAUGGAGCGUGCCCUGAUCAACACAUUUGUUGGCCAUGAUGUGGUGGAGCCUGGCAACUAUGUGCAGAUGUUCCCAUACCCAUGUUAUACCCGGGACGACUUCCUCUUUGUCAUCGAGCACAUGAUGCCCCUGUGCAUGGUGAUCUCCUGGGUCUACUCAGUGGCCAUGAUGAUCCAGCACAUCGUGACAGAGAAGGAGCAUCGCCUGAAAGAG